GGCACAGCCAGACGCAUGCGUUCGUUGUGUCCUGUAGUUACAGACUGGCGGUAUUUUUAAGAUGUAAGCAGAAGCAGCCACCGUUGGUGCUUAGUUCGUGUUAGAACUUCCAUUGCGACGAAUCGUUCCGAAUUUGUGGACUCUAGCGGUUUUUAGAUUGAAGUGAAAUGUACAGUUAGAAAGUGAGAAAUGCGGCUGGUAAUCAAAGUAUUGCUGGUGGCAAUUCUGGGCAGUUGUGGCGUGGUGGGAGGGAAGGAUUUUCCGCCAACAUUAGCAGAUUGGAUUGGCCCGGAUAUACUGCUGCUGCGGUUGGAUAAGCUGCUGGAUACUUGCGUUGCUAAUUAUGAGUAUUUAACUACAGAUUUGCUAUUAGGUGUGGCGAUUGCAAAUGGUCAAGUGAAGUCUAUUCUAGCGAAUUCAAAUGUGUUUAAUCGACCGUUCAUCGAAACACUUAAGAGAAAGUGCGAUUUUGUGGAAAGUCGUAUCAACAGUAUUUUCAGUUUUCCGAGUGAAGCUAAUGCUAUUGUUAGCAAAGUACUGAUAAAUUCGGAUUUUUGGCAAACCACCUCUACUGCUCAACAAACUCUGGAACACCGCCCCAGUGCGGAUCAUCUGAAAACGCGCAGACACCGUAACUCCCUGUUGCAUGACUAUCUCCGCACGAUAGACGCCGGAUGGCCAACCGAGCUGCAAUCAGAUCAAUGCUUAUCGGAACUGUUGGUGAAUUAUUCGGAAAAUGAUUUCAACUCGACCUUCGCCCCGAACGGAAGGCAACUGCGCUUGAGCUCGGAAUGCGCUGCGGCAAUGUCGGUGCAGAGUAAAUCCUACGGUUAUCGGUUGACUCAUAAAGUUCUAUUUUAUCUUGUCCAGGAACGGCAACAUUUCUACAAUGUCGAUGAAAGCAUGAUACGUGACGCCAACGACCGGCUCUGUGGCCAAAUCCUACGUGAAGCUCGCCUAAUCGAAGCAGCUAGAUUCCCUGGAGCGCUACGGGAUUUGUUCAUGGAGCAGAUCUUCUUGUGUGCAUUCGCUGGGUACGAGGAGUUUCGGACUCAAAACUGGCUAAAGGAAAUUGUCAACUGGCAAAACCAGGCCGGCUGCUUCAAGAGCUUCGAGGUGGACCUGGGUAUGGGAACGAAUCAACUACAGGCGGAUUGCUCAACCCAUAUGACCGGCGUCGGUGCAGCUGUGCUAGGGCUGUUCGCGAGACUGCAGCUAGUGGAGUGAAGAAAAUGUUUCUAUACCUUUCCUGAACUUUUACUGAUAACGAUUAAUGUAUCUAAAGUAUAAAUUAAACUAACAAUAAAAGAAAUCGGAAUAUA
This is a messenger RNA of Wyeomyia smithii (pitcher-plant mosquito), 1322 nucleotides long. RefSeq names its product UPF0764 protein C16orf89 homolog. The record is from RefSeq and is a predicted model, not a curated record. Gene Ontology annotation, cellular component: membrane; cytosol. Bases 190 to 1227 code for a protein of 345 amino acids. Lineage: Eukaryota; Metazoa; Arthropoda; Insecta; Diptera; Culicidae. The transcript is spliced from 5 exons.